Paracoccidioides lutzii Pb01 is the source of this 7836-nucleotide messenger RNA. RefSeq names its product negative regulator of mitosis. Gene Ontology annotation, biological process: metaphase/anaphase transition of mitotic cell cycle; regulation of DNA-templated transcription; protein K11-linked ubiquitination. Gene Ontology annotation, molecular function: DNA-binding transcription factor activity, RNA polymerase II-specific; zinc ion binding; molecular adaptor activity. The record is from RefSeq and is a predicted model, not a curated record. The transcript has 6 exons. The coding region runs from base 1 to 7836 and encodes 2611 amino acids. Gene Ontology annotation, cellular component: anaphase-promoting complex.
AUGGCCUCAGUCCGCUCUUUAGGUCUCCACGAGCCCACUGGAAUACCAUACCUAGUGGCCGAGUCGAAGCUUCCAGCGAAUCCGUCCGAAGACCAGUUUGUGUGGAAAACCUGCAAUGUCGACAAUGGAACUGGAAACCUGGUGGAGGAGGAGUUGAUAUUUACAAAUGACUGCGUGGUGUGGUCUCGAGGCGGGGUCGUCAAAAGGGCCUUCAGUUUUGACAUUGAGAAAGAGGAAAUAGUCGACGCCCUAUUUGCUACUUUUUCAGCUAGUCUUACCAAAGGACAAUACAGAAAGGGGGCAGGGAAGAGUUUAGCUGUCGACAAUGCAUCUCGAAGUGGACCUGCCACCGUAAAAACGAAGCUGAAAGGGAAGAAGUAUCACCAAGAGAGAAAUAACGCCAUAUCAAAACCCGCAGAGGUAAUUUCCACACUUGCUGCUGGUGACGCAAAUGUUGAAAGCACUCUACCAAGGGCGCUGGUUGUGGUUUUGAAAUCGCAAGCACACAUAUUUUUUGUCAACGGCGACUCGCACAUUGUUCCUCUUCCCUUUGAGGUUGAUGCUGUGUGGGCUUCAGCGCGGGGUCUCCUGUUCCAGAGAAAAAUCAGGGGAGAGCACAAGAAGUCUGUGCCGGCGCCUCCUCCCAAUUCUUUUGUAUCAUCGCAGACCGUACAUCAGAGUUCAUUCACACUUUCUGGGGGAAGUGAUGCUCGACCCUCCCUUACCUUGUCUCCUGCUCAGCCCUUGAAGUGGAUUCCAAAGCUAGACGACAAUGCUUUGCUCCCCCGAGUGUUUUGCCUCGUGGACCCCCAUUCCGAAAUGGGAUUGGUUGUCGCUGCUAAUCCAUCUGUAGCAUCUCAAGACAGAGGAUCAAAUUUUGAUGCGCUUGAUUCCGAGGAGGAAGUAUUGUACGUCUCCGCAAGGGAUGAGGUCACAAUGUCCAUGUCUAGAGCAGACGAGGAACAUCCCUUAUUAUUUGUUGUCACAUUAAAUGAGAAGACGGGAUUGUAUACCAUCUGGACUGCUCGAUACAGAGACAGAGAUUCCGCUCUUUCCCAGUCUAAAAGGCGAGCAUCGACUACAAGUGGAGCCUACUCGAAGCGACGGAGCUCCCAUUUCGAUAUGACGGGUGUGAAUACACCAGGUGGUCGGGGACCAUCUGGGCUCCGCGAAAGCUUUGGUGGAUUAGGUCAGGGCCGGUCUGUUUCGGACAUGUACAGACCGAACCAAAAGCAAAAUGGCGAUGAGGAAGAGGAUUUGGCGUUCAAACUGGGCCGCGAAUUUGACGAUAUAGGUGCUUCAAUGAGGGCAUCAAGAAGAGUGAGUUCAUUGCUUGCACGGGCUGAUCUCGGCUCCAAUAAUGACAGAACAACAUUUUCGGAAUUUGUGACCGGAAACCAGAAUGCUUCGUCAUUUUACGGAGCUAGGCGGGGAGAAUCUUUUGGUGGGCAAAGUUCGCGUGCAAGUUUUGGGUUCCAUGCAAGAAACUCGUUGCCUCCAGGGAGCACCUCAGUGUAUAGUAAUGGGAGCAGUUUUCUCGAUGCCCCCGUUGACAAAUUCUUAGAAAGCCUCAACAACGGAGGUGACUUUGAAGGAUUCGAUAAUAUGGGCCUUAGAGAGACAAUUUCUGGUUUACCAAGGGAGAUGAUGCUUGCGAAGGUUGAUAGUUUUUCUUCCGGAUUAUCAACCGCACGCAGUGCCCCGAAUUUCUCCAAAGGCCAGAAAUUUGAAGUGUUUACAAUUUCUUCGUACCAGGAUGCCUCUCCGGACUUACCCGAAUCCACAUCUAUUGCAAUUUGCAUACUGAACAAGAAUUCAAAGAACCUGUCGGUUGUAAGUCUUCUUGCGACUGAAACUUGUGCUAAACUACAACCUAAAUCUCGUCUACGAAAGGACAAGAGAAAAGCAGGUCUGGAUGACCGAGGUUUCACUGUCCGGGCUACGGCCAUACGCCAUGGCUCCAAUGUAAUGGAUUGUUGUAAAAUCGUCGAUGGUGAUAUAUCGCGAAUACUCAUUUUGUCCUCAACAAUUGAUGGUAAAGGAGAAUUAACACUACAAGCACCAUGGAGUACCCUUGUCAAAAUUGAGCUCCCCCCUAGUAUGACGAUAUAUGGGCCGCAUGGGGUGUCCAUUACCAACUCUCCGAACCGACCACGGGAAGGGAGUUUGAAGAGAGUUCUUAGUGAUGGGUCGUUUAACCUGCUCGGUUUACGACAUUCUACGAAUCGGGGCAAGGUAGAUGUUAUUGACACGCAGGGCCGGAAACACAAGAUUCAAAUCCAGCUUGAGCCACAUAAUCCUCAAGUUAAGCAGAUUCUUUCUGUUUGCAAAUUCGUCUUGCGGCAGGGCGAUAAAGUUGGUGAUGGAAUUCUUGUCGGUUGGUGGGAAGUUUUAAAGUGGUUGCAAUCAAGGGAGGAAAAGGAAAAUGAUACCAAUUUAGAGUGGACUGCGGUGGUGAUCGUCCUCUUUGCUAUGGCCGUUUAUUUUAUCGAAGGUAAUCCCUCCAAACCCCUAUCUAGAAAAAGGCGGAGAAGGGGCGACUUCCUUCGAUCUAGUAGCGGAAGUUCAAUUGAUCUUGAGAAUUGGGAUAGUAUGUUGGACCAAGAAGCUGGAUCCCGGGGUAUUGCAUCCCCCUGGAUGAUGAGUUCUGCAUGGGGGUGGGCUACAGAAGGAGAUUCGAGGACCCCGGAAGAAAAUCCUUGGGCAGAUCUUCGGCCCGGUCUUGAAUCCGGAGCCAAUUCCCGAAAGAAUUCUUAUAUUCUCCGUUGUGCCGCGUUAUCCAGGGAGUUCCUUCUCUCUCCACAGGGUGAAGCAGCAAUUGGUGCGGAGGGUUAUCUUCCAACAGCUGUUUCUCGCGACCAAGACACAAGACGAACCGCUCUUGGAACAAUAUUAGUGGGGCUUCAUCUACUGCGUGAGGAACAGAAGCUCUCUAUUGUCGGUGCAGAGACUUCCUAUUCAAAAACUGGACUCCUUGUCCCCGUCUUAGCCCAAAUCGGUGGAUGGUUGAGAUGGAAGUCCUGGGAUUGGACUGAUAAUGGAUAUUAUGGUGUUGAGAUGGCAAGCAUAGACCAGUGGUUGUUUGAAGAAUCCAGGAUGUCAAAUUUGGACUUGCCGGAAGAACCUUUCCCACCCCCUUCGAUAUUCUCCUUCAUUGAAAAAUCGCUUAACUACGAACAAGCAAAUUUCUUGACAAUUAUCGACAUUGUAUCGAGCUCCGCUUCUGGUGCUGCGGGGAAUUGUAUCUUAGAGCAAGCUAUGCGGCUCACACCACGAACUCUAGCCUUAAAUGGGUUCAUUUCUGAGAUAAAGAAACAAACUACUGUUACAGAGCGAGUGGAGUUGCUCCUUCGUUGGGGUCUAACGAGCUCUGUAAUUGAUACUCUUCCAGACGGUAUCAGUGCUUCUCUUCAUGAAGCGAUCGUUCGAUGCCAGCCAGCACCGCCUAAUUACUGGGACAGCUCACUUCUCGCAUUAGUCGACAGAGAUGAUCUUUUCAUGUCAAUGACGGAAGACGGGGCAAGUAGUCCGAUGCCAAUAUCUCCGUGUAUCCAAUCCCACGAUGCUGUACGGGACGUCCAUUCAAUUGGGAGCCAGUCGUUGGACGGAAACUCUGUUAGCUCGUUCGAAGUUUCAGCCGAAGCCGAUAGACAAUCCAUAACUCGACUCAUUUUCCGCGAAGAUCGACGGUUUUACGAGGCCUUUAGAAUUCUUAAUCAAAUGAAACCUCCUCAGGCAGAAUAUUUCCCUGCUCCGGGUUUGUCUGAGUCGGAAAUACUUGAGGCUCAGAAAGAUUUGGUUCAGCUUGUGGUUGUGCGAACUUUGUCAGUUCCUGCUGGGAGAGCAAUGAUUGGAUUUAGUGGCAGAGUACCACUCUUGACGGAGAAGUUGCCAAUCCCUGCGUUUUCUUUACAGUGCAUUGUAAAACCUUCUAAUGUGACAAUUAGCGCCGACAAAACGGCUUUCUCUGAGGAUAAAGUUUGCUGGGCAUUCUUUCAUAAUGGGGCAUCGACUGGACUGGCAAUUUCAAGAGCUGCUAAGGGCAUCGAUACAUCCUGGAUCUUGUAUAAUAAGCCAAUGGAACUGACAAAUAGGCAUGCUGGCUUUUUGCUUGCGUUGGGUUUGAACGGGCACCUAAAGUCUCUAGCGAAAUGGGUCGCCUUUAAGUAUUUAACUCCCAAACAUACGAUGACCUCGAUUGGUCUUCUGUUAGGGCUUUCCGCCUCAUAUAUCGGCACGAUGGACACUCUGAUAACACGUUUACUUUCGGUUCAUGUAACCAGAAUGUUACCCCCAGGAGCCGCGGAAUUGAAUUUGUCUCCAUUGACACAAACCACCGGAAUUAUGGGCAUUGGGUUGCUCUACUGCAACUCUCAACACCGACGGAUGAGUGAAGUUAUGUUGUCAGAAAUGGAAAAUACCGAGCAGGAAGAGCCAUCAAUUUCACAGGAAAUACUACGAGAUGAGGGCUAUCGUUUGGCUGCAGGUUUUGCCCUGGGAUUUAUAAAUCUUGCUAAAGGUAAUGAUCUGAGAGGUUUGCGUGAUAUGCAUAUUGUGGAAAGAUUACUAGCUCUUGCUGUUGGGACAAAAAAUGUGGAGGUUGUUCACAUCCUAGAUAAAGCCACUGCAGGGGCGACAAUUGCGCUCGCGAUAAUAUUUAUGAAAUCAAACGACUCAGCUGUUGCCGAAAAGAUCGACAUUCCUGACACUACUGCUCAGUUUGAUUAUGUGCGGCCUGACAUCUUUCUGCUUCGCACAUUGGCUAAACAUUUGAUUAUGUGGGAUUCUAUAACCGCAAGCCACAGAUGGAUUAAAAGUAAUCUUCCACCGAUUUACAGGCAGAGAUAUCGGCUUACAACAGUCCGCCGCCUAUGUUCUGAUGAUAUGCCAUUUUUUAACAUCCUUGCAGGGCUUUGCUUUGCUAUUGGGCUACGAUUUGCUGGCUCCGGUGCCUCUCAUGCACGAGAUCUCCUUGUGCUAUACCUUGAUCAGUUUAUACGUAUCUCUCGGUUCACUGUGCAUAACUACGAUGAAAAGUUAGCUCGCAAUGCGGUUCGUAAUUGUCAGGAUAUUGUUGCAUUAUCUACAGCCGCCGUCAUGGCUGGAACCGGAGAUAUCAUAGUUUUCCGCCGGCUUCGGUCACUCCAUGGUUAUGUUAGUGGAGAUACUCCUUAUGGAAGCCACAUGGCCGUCCACAUGGCUGUCGGCAUGCUCUUUUUAGGAGGGGGAACAUAUACACUGGGAACCUCGAAUCUUGGGAUUGCGUCCCUGCUCUGCUCCUUGUACCCCGUAUUUCCCACCACAGUCCUUGAUAAUAAAUGCCAUCUUCAGGCUUUCCGCCAUCUUUGGGUCCUUGCAGCGGAGUCAAGGUGUCUUAUCCCGCGCGACCUUGAUUCGCGGCGUCCGGUGACCGCUCCAGUGUCUCUGACAUUUAAAACUGGAGAAAGUCGGGUUACAACAGCCCCUUGUUUACUUCCUAAUAUAGACGACGUUGCUACUGUGAAAUUACAGAGCCCUGAUCACUGGGAUCUGACCUUGGACUUCGCUGGCAAUGACGUGCUCCAGGACAAAUUCCGUUUGGGUGACCAAUCUGUUUACCUUCGCAGGCGAGCUGCUUACAAUGCAUCCAGCUCCUCAGAGUUCUCGUCCUCGCUCAUGGCACUGAGCGAUGCCCAGGAUAUAUCUUCGUCUUCGAUGCCGAGUUACUCCAGACCAGGAAACACCGUGCCAAAUGCAGUAGUCCCUGUCCUGUAUUCCCAAGGCAAAUCAUCCAUUCAAGUCCGAUUCCCUGCGCGUCAACUGUGGGAGUGGAUUUUCAAUCUUCGUGCUUUCCGAAUGUUUGAUAUGGGUGAAAAGGCGAUGGUCAUCCCUUCGGUACCAUCUCAGCAACCAAUUACAAUAUAUGCCAGGGACCAGUCGAAAAGAGCCAUUAGUUCACCCUCCUGGCUGCGUCCAAGUGUUGUGGAUACGAGGCUUGCGCUUGACAGAACAGUUCAGCAGUUGGUGGCUGCUGCAACUGGACAAGGAGGUGGGGAUGAUAUGAUCAAGGACAGACUCUGGCAACUAAGACUCCUUUUCGCGUGGAUGGAUUCGAAUGAUGUGUCAGAGGGGCAAGAAUCCUCUGAUGGGGAGACGGAUGGAAGGAAGAAACUUAAAGGGAUGUGGCUUAAGACGGACAUAAUUGAAGAUGCUCGAUGGAGAGUGUGGGGCAUCCAAGUAGGUGACAACAGCAAACCGUCACCCAGUGAAAAACAUGUCCAGUGCACCGAGGAAUUGCCUGUGUGUAGCCGAUGCGAGCGACUGAACCUCCAAUGCAUGCGGGGUCUCAAAUUGCUUUGGAGAGAGGAUGCGGCGCAGAGGGGAAUACAUUUUGGUCGGGAAGGAAUAUGGUCGAAACGUUCUUUAAAGGCUGAAUCACCGACUAAAACUGAGCUGGGAAGCGAAUUUCAACCAGUACCAAUAGAUCAAUAUGUCGGUCGAUGGUUAUUUUUAAACACAACAUACUGUGAUUUUGGUGAUGGAAAUCGCAAAGAAAUAGAUACGAGCGCGGUAAUGCAGUUGGCGGUUUCUCAGUCGACGAAUGGUUUGGACCAUCUCUCCCCACACCAGCCCCUACAUCAUCCGCUGGCGCAUUAUUCUCCCGUCGAGAGGCUUCUUCUUGACUAUUUUAUCCGUGGUAUCGCUCCAUUCUGCUCGCUUAGUCCGGGAUUUAAUCCCUAUCUAUCACUGGUCGCAUCAUUGGCGUUGAAUUAUCAACAGCCUCAUGAACCGCUGAGGAAUAUUCUUCUUGCUAUUGCUGCGAAUCAGCUUCAGCUCAUUGGCGACCGCAGAUAUGAGAGGGAGGCAUAUAUGUACAAACAAAAGGCGCUCAAUGGACUGCAGAGUGAGAUUAAUGAUAAAAAGCCAAGUGCUGGGGCUGUGGCGACGAUAACUGAUGGGUGCACCCCAUCCUGGACGACACAUCUUCGAGGGGGUCUGCAACUCAUGGCACUGCUCCCACAGCCGGCAUGCGAAUUGAAGAGAUUCUUCGUCAUGUAUUUUGUGGCUCAUGAUAUUAUGGGUCGAACUGGCGUUGAAGAUCCCUCGACGGUAGAACAAGUAGACCAUUCGUGGCUGGAGGAUGAUAACCUGGAAGAGAUUGACAUACUGAUGGGCUGCUCUCGAGGCCUAAUGACUUUAAUAAGUAAAAUAUCGACGUGCGCUAUGGAGAAGGCAAAGAUCGUCCAAACCCGCAAACUCACCCCGUCGGAAACCUCAGCUUUCAACGCAAGGCGGAAUGAUAUCGAGGUCGCAUUGCGAGGCCUCCAACAAAAAUUGCCUAGCUAUGUUUCAGCCCACGACGAUCUGCAAUAUAUUGCCGGAACAAAACGACUGACAGCACUUCUUUACCUGCGCGAACGCCUGGGAAGCCCCAACGGCCUCAGCUAUUUUCAUCCCGUCGAAAGGCAUUAUCACUGUCACAAUGCCCACAAUGCCCACAACAAUAGAAUCAACGCGCCUCCCAUAAAUAAUGCCACUGGCCCGCGCGCUGUCGAGAUGUCACCGUCAGCUUUUAAAUCCCGCAUCGUCAAUCUGAUAAUAAGUCUUAUAGAUAGACUCCCCGAUUCUCCCACUCUGCUCUGGCCAUUGUUCAUCGUUGGUAAUGUUGCGCUAGACGACGAGGAGCACCGCCGUUUCGUUCUGGACAGGUUGAUGAAUAUCCAGAAAACACGCAAUUUGGGUAGUGUUCGGAAAGCGCGCAUGGUUGUUGAAUGUGCGUACCGCGCAAGGGAUGUUGAUUAUCCCCGUGGCAAGUUUUGGGGGAACGAAGGACCGGGAAUAAUUAGUUUGGCGUGA